CCAUGUACGCCAUGCAGAGCAGCUUUGGUAACCAGCAGCGUUGACUGCCAGUAGUAACGGUGAAAUGUGGGCUCACUGCUUCAACGGAUCGCGUUAAUAUAUAAAUGUUAAAGGAAUUAUUCGAUAUUUUAUACUGUUGACAGUUAUUUUAAAAGAUAUAUUCUAUUACUUAAUAAUAUUGUUUUAAUUUUAUUCUUCUGAUCAAGAUCAGAAAAAAUGGAAGAUUCUCCACUUUGGGAGCCAGUGGCACAAAAGAUCUCUGAAUCAAUUAGGGAUUUUAUGGCUAAGGUCACAAAUAUUUGGGAUGAGAUGGGCUCUCCUCUUGAAACUAAGGAAAUUUACUUGAAGCAGGUCUUCGACCAUGUUGAGGAUCUGAAAAAUGCCAUGCUUGGUGAAAUGCAAGAAAGAAGAUCAUCGCUGGCGCAGGAAGUGGACCGGCUGAUGAGUGAGGCAGUUAGCCUUAAAAAGGAUCUACAAAUUGAAGUCAGAGUUGAUGGAUACGAAAACUUAUCACUAUAUGACAUAAGAACAAAGAUUCAACAUCAUCUACAAAGGUUACGGUCAGUUAAACAACAGAGGUUGAACUCUACCAAGGAGCUUCUAAAAAAGGAACUAGAUGUUUGCAAGGUUCUUGGGUCUGAACCUAUUGGAAUGGUGACAGAAAUACCAAGUGAAACUGAAUUGAAGAGUUUCAAAUUAUAUUUGGACAGAAUUGAAGCUGAAAAGACGCGCUUGGAAGGAACAUUCAAAGAUGCCCGAAACGGUAUAAUCGAUAUAAUGGAUGAAUUGCGUCUUACACCUGAGAGUGGCUUUGAAAGCCAAGUUUACAAUGGGGAAAAUUUUGUGUACUCCACCGUCAAUAUGACGAAAUUAAGAGAAUUUCAUGAUAAUUUGAAGAAAAUGCUCAUAAAUGCGAAGCAAGAAGCAGAGGAAAAACGAGAGCAACUACAAGAUUUGUGGAAAUAUCUGGAGGAGCCGUCUGAAAAAUGUCAAGAAUUUCUGGAUAGAAAUAAAGGAUAUACUGUCAUUACCCUAAAAGCUUUUGACGACGAAAUCAAAAGAUGCAAACAGAAGCGAAGUGAGAAUAUUGCAGAGUACGUAGUAAAACUGCGCUGCCAAAUCGAAGCAUUGUGGGAUCAAUGUCAAAUUGGCGACGAGGAACGUCGAGCUUUCAAACCCUUUACAUAUCAAACUUUUACGGAGGACCUACUUAUCCUUCAUGAAAUUGAGGCUGAGACGUUACGCAAAUACUACGAAGAUAACAGAGUAAUAUUUGAACUUCUUGAGGAACGAGAUAACAUGUGGCAGCAAAUUGCUAAUUUGGAACAGCGUGCAAAUGAUCCGAAUCGUUAUCAGAAUCGAGGUGGUCAGCUGCUUGCAGAAGAAAAAGAGCGUAAAGUCAUUCAAAAGAAACUACCCAAGAUUGAGAAAGAAUUGGAAGGUUUGCUUGAAGAUUACCAGUCGAAGAACGGGAAACCGUUUACCACACAUGGAGUACCAUUGGCCGAAGCAUUGAAAAGAUCUUGGGCAGAAUACAUCGCAGCUAAACAAACUAUGAGUAUAGCUAGAAAGCAGGCAAGAGACCACCCUACAACUAUAAAAAAAACACCUUUGAGCGUUUCCAAACGCACACCGUCAGCCAUGAGUAUACGGCGUCCAUCUCCUGCGAAUUCUACGCAGAGGAAACAGCAGGGUGAUCUAACACCUUUCAAUCCCUCCCGAAAAAGAGGUUAUCGAAGUAGCGAUUCAAACAAAAAGACAGUCAGUGCAUCAAAAAUUAAACGCGGAAGGGUUUCAAGGAGAAUAUUCCCUCGCGGAGAUAAGAGCGUCCUUAAGGAUAACGAAAAUCGUGCGAUUAAUCAAACACCUUCCACUUCGGGCACGAGCAUGUCGGGAUACGAUGAAUUUCAGGACCAUCUAAUGGACAAAGAAGAGCUGCGUAGCUCGAUUUUGCCGCGAACAGUACUAAAAAGUUCAAAUCUUCAAGCGAGUACUUCUACUCGAAUUAAAACCCCAAUGAAGCCUACUAGGAAACACGUAAAGACUAUCGGUACACUGCGCAGAGCUUCGCCGAAUAAAUUGCUGUCCACCCCGCGCUCAGCAUCCCGGAGUCCAAAAACAACGUCGACCUCACGCCUCGCCCCCGCUCCAGGCACGUUACCUUUCAUUUUCUGAUUACCUUGACGUUUUAAUUUAUUAACCAAGAAACUAUAAUAUUUAUGACCUGCGUA
Molecule: messenger RNA, 2231 nt
Organism: Neodiprion fabricii
Lineage: Eukaryota; Metazoa; Arthropoda; Insecta; Hymenoptera; Diprionidae
Product: protein regulator of cytokinesis 1-like
Exons: 11
Coding region: 217-2175 (652 amino acids)
Biological process (GO): microtubule cytoskeleton organization; mitotic spindle midzone assembly
Cellular component (GO): cytoplasm; mitotic spindle midzone; spindle
Molecular function (GO): microtubule binding
Source: RefSeq, a predicted model, not a curated record